Gopherus flavomarginatus (Mexican gopher tortoise) is the source of this 1256-nucleotide messenger RNA. It is a transcript of the gene B3GNTL1, whose product is annotated as UDP-GlcNAc:betaGal beta-1,3-N-acetylglucosaminyltransferase like 1. The transcript has 11 exons. The coding region runs from base 71 to 805 and encodes 244 amino acids. NCBI's taxonomy places the organism in Eukaryota, Metazoa, Chordata, Testudines, Testudinidae. The record is from RefSeq and is a predicted model, not a curated record.
CUUUGCUAAAAACCAAGCAAUAAUACAGAGUUCAGGGACCUACCUCUGCUUUCUGGAUUCUGAUGAUGUGAUGAUGCCACAGAGGGUGAAACUGCAGUUUGAAGCUGCCAUUCAGCAUCCAAAUAGUAUUAUAGGUUGCCAAGUCAGGAGAGAGCCAUUGGAUUCUACUGAACGAUAUACUCGUUGGAUCAAUAACCUGACACCUGGACAACUUCUUACACAGGUGUUUACCUCCCAUGGACCCACUGUGAUCAUGCCUACCUGGUUCUGUUCCCGAGAAUGGUUUUGUCACGUGGGCAAAUUUGAUGAGGGUGGGAAGGGUGUUCCGGAAGACUUGCUGUUCUUUUAUGAACAUAUCCAAAAGGGUGGUGGAGUCUUUCGAGUUGACCAGUGCCUCCUCCAGUAUCGCUACCAUCCACAGGCAGCAACUCAUUCAGUUCUAGAGGAAACCAUCUGGAAUCACCGAGUCAGGUUUCUGGAAGACAGAGCCCUCAAGCACUGGACAUCUUUCACCAUUUGGAAUGCUGGCAAACAGGGCAGGAAGCUCUAUAGAAGCUUAUCACCAGCUAAUCAGAAGAAGGUAGCUGCAUUUUGUGAUGUUGAUGAAAAUAAGAUAAUGAAAGGUUUCUACACUUACCAAGAAUCCAAGGAGAGACGAAAACCCCAAAUUCCCAUACAACAUUUCAGAGACGCAACCCCACCUUUCAUUAUCUGUGUAAAGUUGGAUCUGACAGGUGGAGGAUUUGAAGAAAACUUGGCCACACUAGACUUGAAAGAGGGACUGGAUUAUCAUCAUUUCAGCUGAACACUCAGCUCAGUCUCAAACUCCAGUUUAUCAAGAUGCAGCAGCACAGAUCACUUCCUCCUUCAUGACGCAAGUGCCAGAGAGCUUCAGUUUUCAAAGCAACAGAGAACACCGACUGCUUUACUAUGCUGCACUCUACAUACAGGAAACAAAAAAAGAAGAACUUACGAAAUUCCUUUUAGCUGAGGUCAUGCUCCUGCUGACAUUUUCUUCUGAAGAAGAAUGAAGGGCCGAGCAUGCGAGGUGUUGAUGGAUGACCAGGUAGCCAUUUUACAGAUUUUUGUUCUUGCUGCUGACUGUGGAAGCGUUGAGUAUGCUCCAACCUCUUCUGCUGAUGAAUGUGCUUCAGCAACAGUAUUUAAUCUAGCUAAGAAUGGAUAAUUUUAGAUACUUUCAAGCACAUGCAUGUAACUUACAGCGAAAGAAUAAAAAUGAUGUUUUACUAAGCUAA